Raphanus sativus (radish) is the source of this 630-nucleotide messenger RNA. Its product is annotated as 50S ribosomal protein HLL, mitochondrial. Gene Ontology annotation, molecular function: large ribosomal subunit rRNA binding; structural constituent of ribosome. NCBI's taxonomy places the organism in Eukaryota, Viridiplantae, Streptophyta, Magnoliopsida, Brassicales, Brassicaceae. Gene Ontology annotation, cellular component: ribosome; mitochondrial large ribosomal subunit. The transcript is spliced from 3 exons. The record is from RefSeq and is a predicted model, not a curated record. Bases 1 to 609 code for a protein of 202 amino acids. Gene Ontology annotation, biological process: translation.
AUGGCGACAGCUUUAGUUUCCAGACUCACCAAAGGACGUUCGUUGCUUGGAGGUCUUACCAAUGCUUUAUCUGGUUUGAUGAGUUCAUCCACUGGAAUGAUGAACGGAAGCAUCCUCUCUCAGCAACAAAGGACGUUCAUUCAAAUGGGAACGGUACUCAACGUGGUGGAUAACUCGGGUGCAAAGAAGGUGGUGUGCAUCCAAUCUCUAAGGGGAAAGAAAGGAGCAAGACUUGGCGAUAUCAUCAUCGGUUCAGUGAAAGAGGGCUUACCAGAAAAGAAAGUGAAGAAAGGAAAAGAGAAAGACGGCGCCGUACCAAUAGGUAAAAAGUUCAACUGGAAAGAUGACAUACCAAAAGGUAAAGUGCACAAAGGGAACGUCGUGUACGGUGUGGUUGUGCGCGCUAAGAUGCAGAAAGGGCGUGUUGAUGGAAGCCAAGUGUGUUUUGAUGACAACGCCAUCGUUAUUUUAGGAAUUAAGGGACGCAAGAAUAAGUAUGAGAAUGGUUUCUACCAACCGAUUGGUACUCGUGUGUUUGGUCCUGUCCCGCACGAGCUGCGCCAAAGGAAACAGCUCAAGAUCCUUGCCUUGGCUCAGGACCUUGUUUGAGACUAUACACACCACUAUUGC